Molecule: messenger RNA, 2298 nt
Organism: Sander lucioperca (pikeperch)
Lineage: Eukaryota; Metazoa; Chordata; Actinopteri; Perciformes; Percidae
Product: GTPase IMAP family member 8-like
Exons: 4
Coding region: 136-2298 (720 amino acids)
Molecular function (GO): GTP binding
Source: RefSeq, a predicted model, not a curated record
GCUUUUAUUUUGAAAUGUGAUGACACUGUUUGUAUCUGCACAUGUUUGCUCAGAGAGAGAGAGACAGAGAGAAGCAGUUCAGAAGCAGAAGAGAUAUCGUCGAGUUGUAAUCAGCAGGUUCUCUGAUCCACAGACAUGAGCCCAGUUCUUCCUCCAGAUCUCACCAUCGUCCUGAUUGGAAAAUCAGGAGUUGGUAAAAGUGCUUCAGGAAACACCAUCCUGGGACGACCAGCGUUUGAGUCAAAGCUGGUCUUUAAACCAGUGACGACAGAGAUCUCUGAACAAACAGGAAAUGUGUUCGGGAAACAGAUCUCAGUGGUCGACACUCCAGGAAUAUUAGACACCAAGGACACAGAGAAGGAGAUUAAGAAGUACUGUCAGGAUCUCCUGCAGUCCUCCAGACGUUGUCUGUUUCUGGUGGUGAUCAGAGUUGGACGGUUUACGAAGGAGGACCAGAAGGCUGUGAAGACAGCUAGGAAAGUCCUCGGGCCCCGGGGGAUGGAAAAGAGUUACCUGCUCUUCACUGGUGGUGAUGAGUUAGAGGGCACAGUGGAGAAGUUUAUCUUUCAAGAUGGAGAUGAAGGAAUGCUUCCAGAUGUUGUUAAAAAGUUUGCGGGGGCGUAUCACCUCUUCAACAAUAAAGAUGACGAUGAAGAACAAGUCAGAGAGCUGCUGCUGAAGUCCGGCCACCUCCCAACCCAGGACCAACCUGAUUCACCAGCUGCUGAUUCCAAAAACCGGAGGGUGAUGCUGCUUGGUCUUCCUGGAGCUGGAAAAAGUUCCUCUGGGAACACCAUCUUAGGAUCUGAUCAGUUUAAAUCAGGCUGUGACUUUGAUUCAGUCAGUGCUGAGACUGUCUCUGAGUCAGCAGAGGUUGAGGGUCGUCAGGUCACGGUGGUCGAUACUCCAGGAAUCACUGACAAGGUUCUGACUCCUCAAAAGCUGUAUCUUGAGAUCAUGAAGUCAGUAGUAGAGGCCAGUCCAGGACUGCAUGCCUUUGUUAUUGUGGUCAGACUAGGUAGAAUCACUGAAAAAGACAUCAACCUGUUUGAGAUGCUGCAAAAACUGUUUAGCAGAGAUGCUCUGAAGUACUCCAUGGUGCUUUUUACUCAUGGAAACGAGCUGGGAGGUCGGUCCAUUGAGGAUUUGAUCCAGUCCAACCAACAUGUCUCUGAUCUGGUCUCCAUGUGUGGUGGUAGAUUCUCUGUGUUGGACAACACAAAGAGAGGAAACAAGGCACAGGUCAGAACCUUCCUGAGUAAAGUAGAUGAGAUUGUCUCAGAUAAUGGUGGACAGUACUACACCGAUGAGAAGUUCAGGAUGGUUGAGACAUUCUUUAAUGAAGACAGGAACCUGUCAGGUGAAGCAGGACAGUCAAAACACAGUGUAUGGGAAAGAUUUAAGCGUUUCAUAGUGACUCAUAAAUAUGAGUGUAUCUUCCUGGGUGUAAUAGUAGCAACAGCAGCAGUAGUAGGAGCAGUACUACUAACAGGAGCAACAGCAGCAACAGCAGCAGGAGUAGCUACAGGAGUAGGAGCAGAAGCAGCAGUAGGGACAACAGCAGGAGUAGGAGCAGCAGCAGGAGUAGGAGCAGCAGGAGGAGUAGUAGCAGCAGAAGGAGUAGUAGCAGCAGGAGGAGUAGUAGCAGCAGGAGGAGUAGUAGCAGCAGCAGAAGGAGUAGUAGCAGCAGCAGAAGGAGUAGUAGCAGCAGUUUAUGGUUUCUCAGUCAUGGAUCCAGAUCCAGAUCUCACCAUCGUCCUUCUGGGAAACACCGGAGUCGGUAAAAGUGCUUCAGGAAACACCAUCCUGGGACGACCAGCGUUUGAGUCGAGACAAUCCUUCAGACCAGUGACAACGCAGAUCUCUACACAAACUGGAACUGUGUUUGGGAAACAGAUCUCAGUGAUCGACACUCCGGGAAUAUUUGGAUCUGAGAGGGAGAUUCAGACCUGCGUCCUGCAGUCCUCCAGACCUCGUCUGAUCCUGGUGGUGUUCAGUGUCGGACGGUUCACCAAAGAACAAGCUGAGGUUGUGAAGGCAGUAGAAAGAGUCCUCGGACCUCAGGGGUUCAGUAAGUGUCACCUGGUCUUCACACAUGGAGACGCCUUACAGGACCGGUCUCUGGAGGAUUUCAUCUUUGGAGAUGAAGAAAGUUCAUCGUACCAUGCAGCAUUUUCAGGGAGAUGUCAUCUGUUCAACAAUAAAAACGGAGAAGAGGAACAAGUCAGAGAGCUGCUGAUGAAGACAGGCCACCUCAGAACCCAGCAGCUACCUGACUCACCAGGUACCGUCUUAUAG